Molecule: messenger RNA, 2393 nt
Organism: Scutellospora calospora
Lineage: Eukaryota; Fungi; Glomeromycota; Glomeromycetes; Diversisporales; Gigasporaceae
Source: the annotation of a GenBank genome assembly
GCAACGGAAGUGUUAUUGAAAUAAAUUAUAAUGAUACUAAUGAAAUACAAGAUAUCAAUUUUUGCUAUGUUGGACUCAAGAAUCCUUUGAAUUUUUACCCAUUAUUUGACCAAUACAUCCUAGUGACAUACGCUCAUGCAACUAAUACAUCCGAUAAUACAACUUUUAUGGAUCGGGGAAUGGUUUUAGAUUGGAGUGGAAAUGUUAUAAGUCGGCUCGUUUUUGGGUCAUCUUAUUUGAUUCAGGGUACCACUAGUUGGUAUCCAGAUGAAUUUAUAGUAAAUAACAUUAAUCCUCGAAAGGGAUUUUUACGUUUGUCCGUAGUUAGUGGAACAACUAAUUUCAAAUGGAGUCAAUUCGGAUAUAUCGGUAAUGGAGAAUUUAUUUUAUUACAGAAUGAUACUGUUGGAAGUGUAGAAUUUUCCAGCUUUCAAGUUACCGUAUUUGCUACUUUAAAUGGUGGAUAUGCAAUUGUGUAUGCGAAUACGACAAAUAAAUAUCCUAAUGACCCAAUGUCCACCACAUUUACCCCGAAGGCAGGAAUAUAUGCAUUAUUAUUGGGUCAAAAUCAGACAACAACCACUCAACAAAUUAUUUUAUAUGAAAUGCCUACUCCUAAUAUGACAUUUAGUAAUUUAUUUUGUUCUGUAGACUACGUUUUCAUUGGUCAUACAUGUAUUAUCUCAGUACUACAAAGUGUUCUAGUCCCGUCUAAUAUCAAUGUAACAUAUUCUAAUGUAACUACAUCCACACUUUUUAGUCCGACUACAACUUCUGCUAUACAAGUUAUCACACCAGUUAAUGUUACUACAGUUAACACCACCGCGCCACCUAAUAUUACAACAAAAACAUUUUAUAUUAAAAUUCGCUUUCUUUCUACGGGAUCUGUUAUGACUUUGAAUCCAAUAUUCAAUGUUUCUUCCAUUAACGCAAAUAUUAGAACUCUACCUCUUGGUGGAUACGCAUUUAUCUCACGACAACCUAAUGCUGGAAUUGUAACUUUCAACUUUAGCCUUUAUGAUGAAUAUAAUAAACUGUCUAACUGGCCGUUUCCGCUGCAAACGAUUACCUCAAAUCUAGUUGGCGCGUUUGAUAUAAUACAAAAUAAUUCAAUGUUAGUGGCACAAAAUGAAUCAGGUAGCACUUGGAACCUUCUUUCAAUCAAUUUUCCAAUACUUGCUCCGUAUCAAGAUGGGGGUUACGGUAAUUUACAGGUGAACUCAACAUAUCCUCAAAGAAACAGUGUAAAUAUACCAUUAAAUACUGGAAUAAUCAACAUCACGUUCAAUGAUCCCGUUUUGCUUUCAGAUGGCAAUUUAACAAUUUAUCAAAUCAUUAACCAAACCAACGUUCCUCGACAAUUGAUCUAUUCAAGAAUUUGCACUAUUGGUAAUUGCAUGACUUCGAACAACCUUGUUAGUCUUCAAGUGCUUCCUAGCACCUUCAAUGACCCAGGUGGAAGUUAUUAUAUACAGAUGGGUAUCAAUUUUGUAAUGAGUGCAGUUUAUAAAGAACCCUUACUGGGAAUUAAUCCAAAUAUAUGGAAUCCUACAGGAUUAAACAACUCAGGAAAAGCUGAAUUUUUUAAUAAUUUAAUAAAUGAUCUCUUAUUUAUAAUUCCCACUGAGAAAGGAAGAUUAGAUUCAAAUAAGAACUAUCAAAUUGAUAAACCUUUAUCCAAUGUAGUGCAAUAUCUUAUCCCACUUACUAUUUAUGAGAUGAGAAAAGGUGAUAAAAAGAAUGCCACAUCGAUCCAUGAUGAUUUAAAUACAUUAAUAAAAAAUAAGGAUUAUACGGGCAUAACAUUAUAUGGAAAUACUUCUCGAUUUUUAGAUAUUGAUUAUGGAUUUCAAAGAGCCACAUUAUUCGUCAUAGCAAAGAUAAAAUCACCAGAGAGCCAAAAUUUUAUUAUUAUCCAAAUUGGUAUUACUAUAUUUCGUACUACGACUGUUACUAUGUUUACUUUUACUAGUGCGAAAGCUAUCAUAAAUCCAAAUCUUUACAUACCAAGUUUAGUAUUUUUAUUUGUACCCAUAAUAUUAAAUUUAUUGGUAGCAUUUACAAUAAUAUUUUUUGGUAAAGGAGAUUUUAGCAAAUGGUUUUCAAAAUAUGGAAGGACUGCUACUUCAUUUGCAAUGUUAUCUGAUAUUCCACAAUUUAUUAUUCAGAUAUUGUAUAUAAAUAAUAGUGUCGAAUAUGAUAUUCUUCCAUUAUUCACCUUAAUAGCAUCAGGUCUUUCAUUAUCUUCUAACAUAAUUAGUAAAUUAUUCUUUAUUAAAUAUAGUGCAUAUUCCCCCUAUUUAAGUAAUUUCUAUGACCAUCAUGCUGUCGAAUCAAAUAAUAUUGAUGAGCAUAGAAAUAGUUAUGAAGAAGAUGAGGAGGAUAUAUUUUAA